CGUUUUUCAUAUGAUCAUAACCAUUUGAUUGCAAGUGUUUAUAAUAACUAGAUACUUGAAUUUUAUUAUCAUUUUUACCUAACGAUAUUAAUUUAUUACAUUUGCAUUUAAUACUUGCUUUUACAUCUAUAUUUUCAUCAAAAUCAAUCUUCAAAAUAAAAUCAACGUUUUCUUCUAAAUUAAAAUGUUCUAAAUCAAAAUUUUCUUUCUUAUCUGAACACCAUUUCUGAAUGAGUUUAAGAACAUGUGCUUUAUGUUCAGCCAAAGACAAUUUAUUAGAUACUGAUAGUGCUUAUGUUGUUGCUGGUGCUGCUGGUACUAAUGAAUAUAUAGAUGAUGAAGUCGUAUUAAAUAAUUGUUGUUGA
Molecule: messenger RNA, 365 nt
Organism: Rotaria sordida
Lineage: Eukaryota; Metazoa; Rotifera; Eurotatoria; Philodinida; Philodinidae
Source: the annotation of a GenBank genome assembly